This is a messenger RNA of Salarias fasciatus (jewelled blenny), 1969 nucleotides long. It is a transcript of the gene cry-dash, whose product is annotated as cryptochrome DASH. Lineage: Eukaryota; Metazoa; Chordata; Actinopteri; Blenniiformes; Blenniidae. Gene Ontology annotation, biological process: photoreactive repair. The transcript has 14 exons. Gene Ontology annotation, molecular function: damaged DNA binding; FAD binding; deoxyribodipyrimidine photo-lyase activity. The record is from RefSeq and is a predicted model, not a curated record. The coding region runs from base 101 to 1666 and encodes 521 amino acids.
GCGGAGCCGCGGGAGGACACCGCUCGUGGACUCAGUCAAUGUCUCGGACACGGAGCUGAUCUUAAAGAUUUUCUUGCAACCUCGGAGAAAAUAAAGCAGCAUGUCGACCUCCCGUACGAUCAUCUGUUUACUGAGGAAUGACCUGCGCCUGCACGAUAACGAGCUUUUUCACUGGGCUCAAAGGAACGCAGAGUACAUCGUCCCGCUGUACUGCUUCGACCCCAGACACUAUGUGGGAACUUAUAACUUCAACCUGCCAAAGACGGGACCGUUCCGCCUUCAUUUCUUACUGAACAGUAUCAAAGACCUCCGAAACACUCUGCGCAGCAAGGGCAGCAAUCUUGUGGUGAGGCGGGGUAAACCAGAAGAGGUGGUAGCAGACCUCAUCAAGCAGCUGGGCUCCGUCAGCAGCGUGGCUUUCCAUGAAGAGGUUACUUCAGAGGAGCUUAAUGUGGAGAAAAGGGUAAAGGAAGUGUGCGCGCGGAUGAAGGUCAAAGUUCACACCUGCUGGGGCUCCACGCUGUACCACAGAGAUGAUCUUCCCUUCCACCACAUUUCCAGGCUGCCUGAUGUUUACACCCAGUUCAGAAAGGCAGUGGAGACCCAGAGCAGGGUGAGGCCUGUUUUCCCAACGCCAGAGACGCUGAAUCCUCUUCCUCCAGGUCUGGAAGAAGGAGAUAUCCCCACUGCAGCGGACCUGGAACAGCCCGAACCGGUCGCUGACUCCCGCUCGGCCUUCCCCUGCAGUGGUGGGGAGAGUCCCGCUCUGGAAAGGCUCAAACAUUAUUUCUGGGACACUAAUUUAGUUGCGUCUUACAAAGAGACCCGGAACGGCCUGAUCGGGGUGGAUUAUUCCACCAAAUUUGCACCUUGGCUUGCGAUGGGCUGCAUUUCUCCUCGGUAUAUUUACCAUCAGAUCCAGCAGUAUGAGCGCGAGCGGACAGCGAACCAGAGCACGUACUGGGUCAUUUUUGAGCUCUUGUGGAGGGACUACUUCAAGUUUGUAGCUGUUAAAUAUGGAAACAGACUGUUUCAGAUCAAAGGGCUUCAAGACAAACAUGUGCCAUGGAAGCUGGAUAUGAAGCUGUUUGACGCCUGGAAAGAGGGACGUACGGGGGUUCCGUUCGUCGACGCCAACAUGAGAGAGUUGGCGAUGACAGGCUUCAUGUCCAACAGGGGGCGGCAAAAUGUUGCAAGCUUUCUCACAAAGGACCUGGGCCUGGACUGGAGGCUGGGAGCAGAGUGGUUUGAAUACCUGCUGAUCGACUACGAUGUCUGCAGUAACUACGGCAACUGGCUCUACAGCGCCGGUAUCGGAAAUGACCCUCGAGAGAACAGGAAGUUCAACAUGAUAAAGCAAGGCCUCGACUACGACAACAAUGGGGACUACGUGCGGCAGUGGGUUCCCGAGCUGCAGAGGAUCAGAGGAGGUGACGUGCACACCCCCUGGGCCCUGAGCUCCGCGGCCCUGUCGCACGCCGAGGUGUCGCUCGGCGAGACCUACCCCGCCCCCGUCGUGGUCGCGCCUGAGUGGAACAGACACUUUAACAAGAAACCGAGUGGCGUGGGGCCUUCAGCACGAGGAAAGAAGGGUCCGUCUCACACUCCCAAACAGCACCGGGACAGAGGCAUCGACUUCUACUUCUCCAAAAGCAAAAACCUCUGAUGUGCCUCAAAGCAGACCCUGAAGAUGAUACAGACAAGAAAUACUGGAGUUAUAUUUUAUAAGAUUUUUGUUACAUAAACAUGUUUAAUGCUUGAAGGUGAUAUUUCCUUUGGGGGAAACGGGUCUCAUGUCGCACAUUUUACACAUAUUUUAUUUCCUGCUGUGCAGCUGCAACAGUUAAAAAAACCACACUGUGGUUCCUGUUUUCAUGGAGGCGAUCAGUUAUGGUCUGACUACUCAUGUCUUUGAAAUUUGAAAGUGUUUUGUUUGUUUAUUCAUAAUAAAGUUUUACUUUGUCUUGUU